CGGGCGUGUGCGGCCCGGCGCACUGGGGCUGCGCGCUGGGCGGCCGGGGAUGCGGCCCGGACGAGUACGAGAGGCGCUACAGCGGCGCCUUCCCGCCGCAGCUGCGGGCCCAGAUGCGCGACCUGGCGCGGGGCAUGUUCGUCUUCGGCUACGACAACUACAUGGCGCACGCCUUCCCCCAGGACGAGCUCAACCCCAUCCACUGCCGCGGCCGGGGGCCGGACCGCGGGGACCCGUGAGUAGCCCGCGCCCGCGACGCCUUCCACCCCGGGGACGCCGGCGCCGUUCAAAUCUGAACAUCAAUGACGUACUAGGGAACUAUUCAUUGACUCUUGUUGAUGCAUUGGAUACACUGGCAAUAAUGGGAAAUUCAUCUGAGUUCCAGAAAGCAGUCAAGUUAGUGAUCAACACGGUUUCAUUUGACAAAGAUUCUACUGUUCAAGUCUUUGAGGCUACAAUAAGGGUUCUGGGAAGCCUCCUUUCUGCCCACAGAAUAAUAACUGACUCUAAGCAGCCCUUUGGUGACAUGACAAUCAAGGACUAUGAUAAUGAAUUGCUGCACAUGGCUCAUGACCUGGCUGUGCGGCUCCUCCCUGCUUUUGAGAACACGAAAACAGGGAUCCCCUAUCCUCGGGUGAAUCUAAAGACAGGCGUUCCUCCUGACAGCAAUAAUGAGACCUGCACCGCAGGAGCUGGUUCUCUCUUGGUGGAAUUUGGGAUUCUGAGCCGACUGCUGGGGGACCCCACCUUUGAAUGGGUGGCCAGACGAGCAGUGAAAGCCCUCUGGAACCUUCGGAGCAAUGACACAGGAUUAUUAGGCAAUGUUGUGAAUAUCCAGACGGGCCAUUGGGUUGGAAAACAGAGUGGCUUGGGUGCUGGGCUGGACUCCUUCUAUGAAUACCUUUUAAAAUCUUACAUUCUCUUUGGAGAAAAAGAAGACCUAGAAAUGUUCAAUGCUGCAUAUCAGAGCAUUCAGAACUACUUAAGAAGAGGGCGGGAAGCCUGUAAUGAAGGAGAAGGAGACCCCCCACUCUAUGUCAACGUGAACAUGUUCAGUGGGCAGCUCAUGAAUACUUGGAUCGACUCUCUGCAGGCAUUCUUCCCCGGACUGCAGGUUCUGAUAGGAGAUGUGGAAGAUGCUAUCUGCCUCCAUGCCUUCUACUACGCCAUAUGGAAACGCUAUGGGGCCCUUCCUGAGAGGUAUAACUGGCAGCUACAGGCCCCUGACGUUCUCUUCUACCCACUGAGACCAGAAUUAGUGGAAUCUACAUAUCUCCUCUACCAGGCCACCAAGAAUCCCUUCUACCUUCAUGUAGGGAUGGAUAUUCUGCAGAGUCUCGAGAAAUACACAAAAGUCAGAUGUGGAUACGCCACGUUGCAUCAUGUCAUAGACAAGUCCAAAGAAGAUAGGAUGGAGAGCUUCUUUCUCAGUGAGACGUGUAAAUACUUAUAUCUGCUGUUUGAUGAGGAGAAUCCAGUACACAAAUCUGGAACGAGAUACAUGUUUACAACGGAGGGCCAUAUUAUAUCUGUGGACAAACAUCUUCGGGAAUCACCUUGGAAGGAAUUCUUCUCUGAAGAUGAAGGGCAGGAGCAGCAAGGAAAGUUUGUGCACAGGCCAAAAUCUCAUGAGUUGAAAGUCAUUAAUUCCAGCUCCAAUUGCAAUCGUGUUCCUGAUGAGAGGAGAUACUCCCUGCCCUUAAAGAGCAUCUACAUGCGACAGAUUGACCAGAUGGUUGGAUUGGUUUGAUCUGCUCUUCUCUGUCGGGACUUGUCAUAAACCAAAUAUAACUGAAGCCAGACCUCGCAAAAAUCGCGUCUGAAGUGAAAGAGGCAGAAGUCUGGCCAUCCACGAUGAUGCAGAAAUUUCUGCCUAGCUCCUCACCCACAUCUAGUUAAUUCUUGCAUAUUUUGCUGUUUUCUUUCUGUUCAAUAAAAUGCCCUAUUUUUCUUAAGGAUAUAAUUUGAAAUGAGAAGGUACAUGGAAAUUGGCUUCUUCUGACAUGCUUGUGUUAUUGAGCACAAGAUAUAGGGCAUCUUCAGAUUGACUAUUCCCAGCUUUCUAUUUAGAAUCCAAGUCUCUUCACUUUGCCAGCACUUGGCCCUCCUGCUCUAUUGCUACCUCUUUGUUAAAGGUUGGGGAAUGGAAUUUCUGUGCAAAGGGCCUGAGGUUCACUUGGUGUCCUUACUUUUUGCAAUGAAAAUGUCAUGUUUUCUCUUUUAUUGGAUCAUUGGGCUCUUUGCCAGAUAUCCAACUGUGAUUUUUAGAUCACGUGAGAGGCAGGAAAUCAUUGAUUCUUUCAUUUAUAUCUGAAGCAGUCUUCACAGUGUUACAUAUUAUUUGCUUUGGAAUAAUAGUCCAACCAGAAUUCUGACAGGCACUCUUAAGUUGUUAUGUCAUACUAUGAGAGGUUAUGUAACAGAUCUUUUGGAUGAUAUUUUGUUUAUUUUGAACGUGAACUUACCUGAGGAGCUCCCAGUUUCAGAACCAGGUGCCUUUUAGGGAAAGAAAAGAAAAAAAUCGCUAACAAAGAUUUCCUAACCAAGUAUUCUAAAUGCUAACCAUCUUCGGGUUGGUUAGAGUACUGUUUUGUUUUGGUCACUUGUGUCUAGUGCCAAUUAGCUAAUCAGGGAGAAAGAAAUGAUCAGAUGACUUUCUGAUAUCCUUGAGCCAUGUCUCUGUGUAAUACAGGCUUUAGAUUAGUGCCUUAUGGGUUUUGAUUUAGGCCAUUAGCUGUCACAGCCACUGCUGUGUUUGUGGCUGUUUUGUUGUGUACUGCCAUAUAAUGGGACCAGCAGGGAGGCGGGUGGUGUGGGUGUUAGUGUGAGAGAUUCUGGAAACUGCUUGAUUGGUCUUUGCCCUUCGGUUUAUUAUUUUAGCCAAGCCUAUAGGAGGAAGUUGCGCUAAGACACUUCCUUUCCUUUUUGUUGGUAGGUAGUCCAGUGGCAAGGGUAGAAGCCUCUUAAAAACUUUGAGCCUCGUGUAUUGUGUUUCUCACUUAUCAAUGUUUGCACACUUCAAAUGAUUUCAUUAGUUUUUUAAGAACUAGAAAUAAGUUCUAUGUGUAACUCACCACAUUUUCAGUUAAAAGGGAAAAAUUGUAUUCCUUCUUGAAAAUUUAAGGAUAACUCUUGAAAAUAGAUGUGUCAUUCAGUUAUUUGCAAUUUUUAAAAAGGGAAUUUUCAGUAGUAAACAUAUCACCUAUUGUUGAAACAUUUACUAAUCAAUUUAAAGGAAAAAAAAUGAAAUGCUUCCAUUUUUACUUCUUCAUUUUAGAAGUGCCAUUCUAUCAAUAGUCUCAUCUACUGAACAACUGAAAAUUUGUUUGAGAAUGCUAUUUUGAAUGUCUUCAUUAACUCAGUAAAAAUGUUGAACGCACGUGUGCACGCGCACACACCUGUACACACACGUGCGCCACGCACCUGUACUUUUCUCCAGGCAAGUUGAGGUGGGACUAUGAAUGACCGGCCCACCUGGGAGAACUGGGCCUAUCAGGGAAAGAAGUGAAGUCCACCACCUCUGAACUCGUUCACCCUCCUGUCUCCCGUGCCUCUGGCUGCAGCCAUGUGUAAGCACUCCAACAUCACUCUUCUCACCUGGGCUUUUUACCUGUCACUCUCCAGCGUGCUUGAGCAUUUCUGCUUGUUCACACUUUUGGAAUGGAGAGCUAUGCUUGGCAGCACCGUUGUGCCUUGAGUGACGCAGGUUUCUUAGGGGAUAGGCUGAUGUGAAACAGUUUUAUAUGAAGUCUAAAACCCUGUUGACUUCUGGGUACUGGCCUUAUUACCAGUUGGUGAGACUGAGGGUGAGUGAAUUACUAUCUAUUAAUACUGGUUAUUGACCUUGUAGGCUACCCAGGCUCAAGGCUGAUUACAGAGUCACUGAUUUGUGGGACUAGCUGUCAGAAUGCUGUCUAGUACAGCCAUGAAAAGAACGUUCUUCAAGCCAAGUUCAUAGCUUACUGUUUUCCUUUGAAAAGUCAGAAUGACACAGCUGUGAUGUAUUCUUAGGCUCGUGCUGUCCCUUCUGUUCUUAUCCUGAAAUUUUGGGUGGGGAGAGCCAAAGAGGAGACUGUCAGUGGAAUCCCCUGCUCAGUGCUUUACCCUGGGAAUGUCUUCAGUCUGAACAAACAAUCCUUGGUAGCAGCUGUGAGGCCAGACCAUCCUUGUAUUCCCCCAGUAGUUAGUUUUAUAGUGUUGGUCAGUAGUUUGAAAGCAGUUUUAUAAAACUGCUGUACAAAACUGCCUUGUGAUGAAACUUGGAGGAGUCCAGUUCUCUCAAGACAGAAGUUUUGAAUUAUUGCAGGGCUGGUUCAGCUGCUUUAGACGGUGUGGAGGAGGAACCCCAUUCUGAACAGCAGGUGACUGGAAUGUCUGCUCUGUGCUUAUACUGGCCGCCGUGAAAAGCUGGCGUGUUUUCAGAUCCUCCUCCAGGUUCCUUCAGUCCUUUCGUGAGACCUUGUUCUUAUAACUGAAUUUCUAGGUUCUGCUGAUGUCCUGGGCUUUUCUUGCCUGGACUGGGAAGUGUGCGUGUGAUACUUCAAUAAUUAUUUAGAGAGAAAUGCGUCGGGCAGUGUCUUUGCAGGUGAAUGUUAGCAGAGAAGCCGUAGUUAACAGGUUCGGAUAUUGAGUUGUGCAGUCUGAGGGCUUCGAUUCCCUCCCCACCCUUUCUCCCCGGCAAGAGGAAAGUGGAUGAGCUGUUUCUUAGCUCACUUUAGGUAACAUUAGACAUUCCUUCUGGGGGGCUUCAGAGCUCUUUCUCUCUGACGUGUUCAAAUGUAGCAGUGGUUAGAGGGUAGGGCUGAGUGGUUACGUUAGCCACAGGGUGGCCGAGCGAGGACUUCCGGAGAAAAUCCUUUUCUUUUCCACCCCCAUUCAGCUCCUACUCCAGGGCCUCUUUCCUGCGUGUGGGGCAGGGACCCCACGUGAGAGAAGAUGCGGCAAGCUGGGCUGUAUGCCCCUGGGUCACGCUCAGCACUGUGCUCCUGCUUAAUUUUGGAUGUGAAUCUGGUGAAAAUGUCAAGUACCUGUGGACGUCUCUGAUUCACUAAGCCCCUCUUUGUGAGAGGCAGAAGAAUAUUUUUAAAAAGUAUUUUUAGUUUUAAGUAGCAGAACACAAACUAAUUUUUAUUUAUUGUACACAAGAAAAGUAAUUCUGUUUUUUCAAAAAAUUAAGAGUUGGAAACUCUGGGAAGACUUACUGAGAUACACAAAUGCUUCUCUGUAAUGUGCAAUAUGCUUUGCUACUAUAGAUGAUAUUUUAUGUUUAAUCUGUAAAUAAGAAAUAUUUAAAUUAAAAGGGAGCUUUUUGUAAAGUGACCAAAUGUUCUUUUAUAAAUGUACUAAGGGAUAUCUUGCUCUUUGAAAUUUAUUAGAAUUUUUAUGAACAAUUUUUAUUAAAAGAUUCAUUAUUUUGAGUGGUCAUUGUGUUUCUCCUUUUCAUACUCAUUCCAUGUUACCUGCGGGAUGGGGAAAGACAUUAAGGGAAGCAAGCUAUCUGAAUUAAAUCCUUAUUUUUUUUUUUUGCAGCCGAGCUUCCUUGUGAAAUUCCAUGCCAUUUUCAUCUGUCGCACCCUUCCAUUUAAAUGUCCUUCAUGUGUGGGUGAGACAUUUUUUCUAGGUGUGGCCCAUUGUCAGCUCCCCCUGUGUCCAUGUAUUGUCUCCUGGACACUGACUGCUUAAAUUGUGUUGCCAGUUACCUGAGUGUAUCUGUGUUGUAGAACCGAUUUUUCACAUUGUCCUGAGCAAGGCACUUCAUGCCUCCUAAGCUCUUAGAGGUUAAGAUGGGGCAGUAGCACCCUGCUAGCAGCGUGGGGAGCACUGGCGAGGGGAAAGGUGAGAGGGGAGAUGGUCUCCCCUGUCCUGCCGCCUGAGCCCCGAAGGAGAUCCUGAAGGAGAGUGCUGAUCUUGCGCUGUGGCAUCUUAGAAAAUCCCAGUGUGGGGCCUUAGCCAGUUGUGAUUUGAUUGUUUAAUCCAUUUCCUUUUUAGAAAAAAGUGCAUUUUGCUGCCAACAUUUAUUUUCUGUGAUCAAGAAUUACUUUAUUUGUAAAUGGAAAUACCACUAUUAAAAACAAUGCUAUAAAUGAAA
Messenger RNA from Chinchilla lanigera (long-tailed chinchilla), 6088 nucleotides. RefSeq names its product ER degradation enhancer, mannosidase alpha-like 1 (gene Edem1). NCBI's taxonomy places the organism in Eukaryota, Metazoa, Chordata, Mammalia, Rodentia, Chinchillidae. Gene Ontology annotation, biological process: mannose trimming involved in glycoprotein ERAD pathway; carbohydrate metabolic process; endoplasmic reticulum mannose trimming. The record is from RefSeq and is a predicted model, not a curated record. Gene Ontology annotation, molecular function: calcium ion binding; mannosyl-oligosaccharide 1,2-alpha-mannosidase activity. Gene Ontology annotation, cellular component: membrane; endoplasmic reticulum.